This is a messenger RNA of Lizanozyma spartinae, 603 nucleotides long. RefSeq lists its product as uncharacterized. Bases 1 to 603 code for a protein of 200 amino acids. The record is from RefSeq and is a predicted model, not a curated record. The transcript has a single exon. Gene Ontology annotation, molecular function: protein binding. NCBI's taxonomy places the organism in Eukaryota, Fungi, Ascomycota, Pichiomycetes, Serinales, Debaryomycetaceae.
AUGAGUGACCAGAGUAUAACCUCCUUGACGCAGGAGGAAAUGGAUGCUGUGCUUUAUGACGCAAGAGAAGGUGACUUGCAAACAUUGCAAGAGAUCUUCAGCGAAGUGCCCGCACACUUGUUGAAAACUAUUAAGGAUGAAUACACCUUAAGCAACAUAAUUCAUAUGGCUGCCGGUAAUGGGCAUUUGCAAAUUCUUACAUAUUUAUUAGGACUUUUACCCCGUGCUGAUGCUGUUGAAUUGGCAUCACAAGUUAACGAUACAGGCAAUACCCCAUUACAUUGGGCAGCAUACAAUGGUCACUUAGAUAUAGUUAAAGUACUUGUUGAAGAAUACGAGGGAGACGUUUAUGCUAAGAACGAAGCAGGUCAUGAUGUCAUGUUUGAGGCGGAGAAUAAUAACCGAGAAGAAGUGGAAUCUUGGUUACUUCAAAGAUUCUCCGUAGAAGAAGCAUUUGAUGUAACUGAAGAUGGAGAAAACACAAAGAUCACAUAUAAACCCGGUACUGAAAGUAAAGAAGCAGAUGAAAAGGCUAAAGAGGCGACAUUUACUUCUGAAAUUGAGGCUGGAACAGCCAGUUUAACGGUUGAAGACCGUGUUUAG